This is a messenger RNA of Polypterus senegalus (gray bichir), 1011 nucleotides long. RefSeq names its product E-selectin-like. The record is from RefSeq and is a predicted model, not a curated record. Lineage: Eukaryota; Metazoa; Chordata; Cladistia; Polypteriformes; Polypteridae. The transcript has 5 exons. Bases 26 to 313 code for a protein of 95 amino acids.
UUUCUUGUAAAACAAUUUUACAUUGAUGGGCAAUGAGAUGAUACUCUGUACUGCUUCUGGUCAAUGGACAGGACAAGUACCCACUUGUGAAGACCUUCAUUUACCACCUGCUUCGAUCCAGGACACUGCUACUGUUUGUCUGGCUGUAGUUCCAGCCAUUCUGUCUUCAGGACUGAUGUUUGCAGCAUGGCUCAUGAAGCGCCUUCGUCAGAAAGCGAAGACGUUCGACUUAGAAAGUAACUUUACAAAUAAGGCUGGUGCAGGCACAUACAAAACUUCACCUUUAACAUCCCCUUUGCUCAGCCACAUUUAAGGAGUGGUCUUUCUCCAAAAAAAGAAUGUUACAAAAAUAAUGGGGAUUGACAGGUGUAUUGCUACCUCCCUAAAAGAAUAUUAAAGAGGAACAUGCAGCAUUUAAAAUUAUUGAACGGAGAAAUAUGAAACUAAUGCUGAACUACAAAACAAUACUUUGAGCCUGCUCAAGUUAAAUACUAAGGACUUUGAUUUCGAGUACUGUCAACAUGGAAGACUGACCUGCUACAUGUGAAAAUGCAAGAUGCUUAUUUUUGGCAGAUGUCACUUAGUAGGUAAAGCCUUAAAUUUAGUGCGUUGGCAUCUGGUUGUGAUGGCACUGAUCAUUUCCUUAUUUUGUGUGUGCUAGUAGCUGCUGGACAGUGUUCUUUCUUAAUUUUGUCAAUGAAACAAUUUUUCCUUUGAGAAUAUAACUCUUGUAGCAGCCAAAUGAUGCUCAUGGCAUGAACUGUAGAGUAAUAUUUAUUGUAAAGAUUUUUCUAAUCAUAAGCAAUGGAGUGAUGUCUCCAAUGAAACAAAAAGUGCAAGUAGAUUCUUGCAUUUUCUUUCCCACUAUAUGAUGACAUGACUUUUAGUGCCUGUGCACCAGGUUUUAAUGGUACUGUACUAAAAAGGUGUUUUAUACUUUAACAUACUGUAUAUAUUGAGGAUUUGUAUGAAUUUUGUAUUUAUUUAUUUAUUUAAAUUUCAUUUUGUGUA